This is a messenger RNA of Tetrahymena thermophila SB210, 771 nucleotides long. RefSeq lists its product as hypothetical. The transcript has a single exon. The record is from RefSeq and is a predicted model, not a curated record. Lineage: Eukaryota; Ciliophora; Oligohymenophorea; Hymenostomatida; Tetrahymenidae.
UAAAAUCCAGAUUAGAAAAAAAAAAUAAUAAAAAUAAAAAUGUAUCAAUAAUAAAAAUUAAAAGUCCAGCUUUAGUCUUUGGAGUUAGAUUUUGGUGAUAUUAGUAUGCAUUUGAGCAAAAUUUCUUUGUCAGCUUAAACAACCUAAGCUAGAUUUACUUCUUCUAAUUAAUAAAGUUAUUUAUCCAGACCAUCAAAUUAAAUAGAUACUGGUUUUGUUUGUCCUUCUGGCCAUAUUCUUUAAGAAUCAUACUAAAGAGUAGAAACUUGUACAUGUGAUUCUUGCUUUGAGCCUGGAUUUGAUGGAGGAAAUUAUGUUCUAUCUUGUUCAUAGUGUGAUUAUGAUUUAUGUCUAUACUGCAAAGAAGGAUAUGAGGACCAAAAAAUGUAAAAUAUUUGCAGUAAUCAAGGAUCAAAAAUUUGUCCUGAAGGGCAUUAUUUAACAGUUAGACAGUUAAAGUAAUCUAAUAAUACUUACUGUGAUAAUUGUUUUGAAAGAGCAGAUGAAUAUGGAAGUUAUACGUUAAGGUGUAAAUAUUGUGAUUUUGAUAUUUGUGCUGGUUGUGAAUCUAAAUAUAAACUAUAAAAAGUUCUUUAGUGCGUAAACUCUCAUCCACUAAGGCUAAAUUUUGAUAGAAUUUUAAGAAACAUGUGUGAUCUAUGCAAAACACCUUGUAAAAAAUAUGGAAUAUAUGCACUGACUUGUGAAGACUGUGAUUUUGAUAUCUGCAUUAAGUGCAAAGAUUAAAUUUUAAAAAUAAGAGAUUCUUGA